AUGGAUUCGGGUGGAAAAUGUGCGAGUGAAGUUAUUCAGAUGACUUUAAGAUCAGCUUUAAUGAUGUUCAAUCAUAUUUUUAUUUUAUUGGUUAUCACUGCGAGCUUCUUCGUAAACGUUUUCACCGUCAAAAAACUCUACAACCAUAAUAUUUUUCCGGAAGGCACUAGAAUUCUCUUAUGGUCUGCGAUUGGAAAUGGAUGCAUUCAUCAGAUUACAGUUGCAGAAAUUCGACUUAUCACCAUCUAUCGCGUAUUGGUACAUGGUUCUGAUCGUUGCACAAUUCUGUUCCCUUCCUCUGGUUGUGUCUAUGAGCAAUAUUUCUAUUACUACACCAACUUCUUCACCUCAUUCUGCUGCAUUUCCUUGUUUUUCGAUCGUCUUCUCUCGACGAAUUGUAUCGCAUAUCAGUACAAGUACAAGUUCUUCGUUAUGAUCUUUUUAACGUUUCAAACAAUUCUUCCGUUAUUCAUUCUUAUAUGGGUUUAUUCAAAUGGAAACACCGAUGGAUAUGUUGCAAUGUGCAACUAUCCACCAAUGUCAGUUGCUUGGAAAUAUUUCUAUAUUAAUCGACUCCGACUCGUUAUCCUUGGAACAUUUUUUAUCUUAUCUAUUUGUAUAUUUUAUUAUAACAAAAACGUUGAGAAGAAAAUCAUCCACAAAAUUUAUGACACCGUUUCAAGAUACAAGUCCUAUGAAAAUGUGUUGGCAACAAAAGCCGUGUGCAUUAUCAUUGUCUCUCAAACUGCAUGUCUUGUUAUCACUGCCACUGGAACGGAACAGAUCAGAAAGUUCUUCUCACCGACGAUGAUGGAUCCAUUAACUGGAUUUAUGACAGGAGUGACUUAUUGCAAUUUCUGUUUGCCAAUCAUCAUUCUCUACCAAACAUCUCAAAUCAUCCAACGUCGUAAGCGAGCGAUUCAUGAGUUGACUGAUCAAACUAAGGACUCAUCAAAUGAACAUUUUAUUUCAUUGCGGAACGCAUGGAAUCACAUCACAAAGACAUAG
This is a messenger RNA of Caenorhabditis briggsae, 1008 nucleotides long. RefSeq names its product Protein CBR-SRA-31 (gene Cbr-sra-31). Gene Ontology annotation, cellular component: membrane. The coding region runs from base 1 to 1008 and encodes 335 amino acids. The record is from RefSeq and is a predicted model, not a curated record. Gene Ontology annotation, biological process: sensory perception of chemical stimulus. Gene Ontology annotation, molecular function: G protein-coupled receptor activity. The transcript is spliced from 5 exons. NCBI's taxonomy places the organism in Eukaryota, Metazoa, Nematoda, Chromadorea, Rhabditida, Rhabditidae.